GAGUAAGAGAGCCAGGGAACCGGGGGCCUGGGAACAGAAGAGCCUCCGGCUCCAGACAGCAGCCCCCAUCUCGGGGAGUUCUGGAUAAUCUGCAGCAGAAACCCAGCUGCAGUGUGAGCCGCCUGACACCCUGAGGGAGGAUGUGUGCGCGGACCCCAGCUUCAUGAUGAAGAUGGACACCCAGGGCUUCGCCCCCGAGGAGCUGUGCGUGCAGGUGGACGGCCAGAACCUGACAGUGACCGGCGAGCGGCAGCUGCAGCACAACGACGGCAGCGGAGGCGCCUUCCUCGUGUGCCACCAGGUUCACCAGCAAGUGCAGCUGCCCCCGGACCUGGACCCCACCUCCAUGACCUGCAACAUGUCGCCCUCCGGCCAGCUGUGCUUCCACGGCCCCUACCGCUUGCCGCAGACCACUCCUUCAGCCCACGGCCCUGUAGGCCACUCCCCGGGACUCAGACGCCAGGGUGCCCGGAGGAUCCAUCACUAG
Messenger RNA from Sorex araneus (European shrew), 487 nucleotides. RefSeq names its product heat shock protein family B (small) member 9 (gene HSPB9). The record is from RefSeq and is a predicted model, not a curated record. The transcript is spliced from 2 exons. Bases 164 to 487 code for a protein of 107 amino acids. NCBI's taxonomy places the organism in Eukaryota, Metazoa, Chordata, Mammalia, Eulipotyphla, Soricidae. Gene Ontology annotation, cellular component: nucleus; cytoplasm.